AUGAAAGGUCUGGUUCAGGCCAUAGACUGCCUGCUUACGUACGGCAUCGCCUCCAACUCGCGCCCCUGGGCGGACGCUCUUCCUGGUCUGCGGCACCUUGAUAUCGCAACCGGUAUUGUCUUUUACAUCCUGAUGCCGUACGGGCCGAACGACCCGUUGCUUUUGAACGAGCGCGAAAAGGUGCUCAGGGCUCGGAUGUUUAGAGACAGGGAGGGCGGCGACAAGGCAUCGUUUUCGGUGGGGCAGCUGAAGGAGGCCCUGCAGGUUCUCAAGGUGUGGCGUGUGUUUUGGUUCGGGGUGCUAACUACUAUGCAAGCACCGGUACUUACCUUUGCCUCUCUAGUCAUCGAAUAUGUUGGUUACAAUGAUACCAAACGAUACACAUGGCUCCUUUGGGUGCCAUGCAAGUCGCGCUUCUCUGGGGUUGGCGUCUUGGUCUGCUGGCUCAUACCACAAAAGUAA
Molecule: messenger RNA, 462 nt
Organism: Pyricularia grisea
Lineage: Eukaryota; Fungi; Ascomycota; Sordariomycetes; Magnaporthales; Pyriculariaceae
Exons: 3
Coding region: 1-462 (153 amino acids)
Source: RefSeq, a predicted model, not a curated record